AUGAAUGCGUCACCCAGAAAUUCCAACCUCUGCGGUGUUCAGACCAAGGCGAGCCCCCCGGACCAAGGCGCGCCCCCGGACCAAGGCGCGCCCCCGGACCAAGGCGCGCCCCCGGACCAAGGCGCGCCCCCGGACCAAGGCGCGCCCCCGGACCAAGGCGCGCCCCCGGACCAAGGCGCGCCCCCGGACCAAGGCGCGCCCCCGGACCAAGGCGCGCCCCCGGACCAAGGCGCGCCCCCGGACCAAGGCGCGCCCCCGGACCAAGGCGCGCCCCCAGGCCAAGGCGCGCCCCCGGGCCAAGGCGCGCCGCCGGGCCAAGGCGCGCCCCCGGGCCAAGGCGCGCCCCCGGACCAAGGCGCGCCCCCGGACCAAGGCGCGCCCCCGGACCAAGGCGCGCCCCCGGACCAAGGCGCGCCCCCGGACCAAGGCGCGCCCCCGGACCAAGGCGCGCCCCCGGACCAAGGCGCGCCCCCGGACCAAGGCGCGCCCCCGGACCAAGGCGCGCCCCCGGACCAAGGCGCGCCCCCGGACCAAGGCGCGCCCCCGGACCAAGGCGCGCCCCCGGACCAAGGCGCGCCCCCGGACCAAGGCGCGCCCCCGGACCAAGGCGCGCCCCCGGACCAAGGCGCGCCCCCGGACCAAGGCGCGCCCCCGGACCAAGGCGCGCCCCCGGACCAAGGCGCGCCCCCGGACCAAGGCGCGCCCCCGGACCAAGGCGCGCCCCCGGACCAAGGCGCGCCCCCGGACCAAGGCGCGCCCCCGGACCAAGGCGCGCCCCCGGACCAAGGCGCGCCCCCGGACCAAGGCGCGCCCCCGGACCAAGGCGCGCCCCCGGACCAAGGCGCGCCCCCGGACCAAGGCGCGCCCCCGGACCAAGGCGCGCCCCCGGACCAAGGCGCGCCCCCGGACCAAGGCGCGCCCCCGGACCAAGGCGCGCCCCCGGACCAAGGCGCGCCCCCGGACCAAGGCGCGCCCCCGGACCAAGGCGCGCCCCCGGACCAAGGCGCGCCCCCGGACCAAGGCGCGCCCCCGGACCAAGGCGCGCCCCCGGACCAAGGCGCGCCCCCGGACCAAGGCGCGCCCCCGGACCAAGGCGCGCCCCCGGACCAAGGCGCGCCCCCGGACCAAGGCGCGCCCCCGGACCAAGGCGCGCCCCCGGACCAAGGCGCGCCCCCGGACCAAGGCGCGCCCCCGGACCAAGGCGCGCCCCCGGACCAAGGCGCGCCCCCGGACCAAGGCGCGCCCGGGGCGCGCUCCCGGACCCAGGCGCGCCCCGGACCAAGGCGCGCCCCCGGACCAAGGCGCGCCCCCGGACCAAGGCGCGCCCCCGGACCAAGGCGCGCCCCCGGACCAAGGCGCGCCCCCGGACCAAGGCGCGCCCCCGGACCAAGGCGCGCCCCCGGACCAAGGCGCGCCCCCGGACCAAGGCGCGCCCCCGGACCAAGGCGCCCCACACGGACCAAGGCGCGCCCCCCGGACCAAGGCGCGCCCCCGGACCAAGGCGCGCCCCCGGACCAAGGCGCGCCCCCGGACCAAGGCGCGCCCCCGGACCAAGGCGCGCCCCCGGACCAAGGCGCGCCCCCGGACCAAGGCGCGCCCCCGGACCAAGGCGCGCCCCCGGACCAAGGCGCGCCCCCGGACCAAGGCGCCCCACACGGACCAAGGCGCGCCCCCCGGACCAAGGCGCGCCCCCGGACCAAGGCGCGCCCCCGGACCAAGGCGCGCCCCCGGACCAAGGCGCGCCCCCGGACCAAGGCGCGCCCCCGGACCAAGGCGCGCCCCCGGACCAAGGCGCGCCCCCGGACCAAGGCGCGCCCCCGGACCAAGGCGCGCCCCCGGACCAAGGCGCGCCCCCGGACCAAGGCGCGCCCCCGGACCAAGGCGCGCCCCCGGACCAAGGCGCGCCCCCGGACCAAGGCGCGCCCCCGGACCAAGGCGCGCCCCCGGACCAAGGCGCGCCCCCGGACCAAGGCGCGCCCCCGGACCAAGGCGCGCCCCCGGACCAAGGCGCGCCCCCGGACCAAGGCGCGCCCCCGGACCAAGGCGCGCCCCCGGACCAAGGCGCGCCCCCGGACCAAGGCGCGCCCCCGGACCAAGGCGCGCCCCCGGACCAAGGCGCGCCCCCGGACCAAGGCGCGCCCCCGGACCAAGGCGCGCCCCCGGACCAAGGCGCGCCCCCGGACCAAGGCGCGCCCCCGGACCAAGGCGCGCCCCCGGACCAAGGCGCGCCCCCUGAGUAGACCACUUAUUAAACUCACCUGGUAA
Messenger RNA from Closterium sp. Yama58-4, 2265 nucleotides. The record is from the annotation of a GenBank genome assembly. Lineage: Eukaryota; Viridiplantae; Streptophyta; Zygnematophyceae; Desmidiales; Closteriaceae.